This is a messenger RNA of Vicia villosa (hairy vetch), 792 nucleotides long. Its product is annotated as putative protein FAR1-RELATED SEQUENCE 10. The record is from RefSeq and is a predicted model, not a curated record. Lineage: Eukaryota; Viridiplantae; Streptophyta; Magnoliopsida; Fabales; Fabaceae. The transcript is spliced from 2 exons. Gene Ontology annotation, molecular function: DNA-binding transcription factor activity, RNA polymerase II-specific. The coding region runs from base 1 to 792 and encodes 263 amino acids.
AUGGAAGUUCCGCUCCAAAUUUGUCGAAAAAACAAGACAGCUAUAGAUACCACUGAUGUUUUCACAACUUCACAGAGAUUUGUCACACGGGAAGAAGUUAUCCGCUGGGUUAAAGAGACCGGAAUCAACAAUAAAGUGACUGUUAUCAUAGCGCGUUCAGACACUGAAACAGGCAAAAGAGGAAGAAGUAACAAAGUUAUAUUUGCGUGCGAUAAAGGUGGAAAAUAUAAGGAUAAAAGUGAGACUCAAAGUGCUACUAAGAGAUGUGGAUGUCCAUUCAAAAUCAGAUCGACUCCGGCAAAAGAUGGGUCUGGAUGGAAGGUUGAUGUAAAAUGUGGAGUUCAUAAUCAUGGUUUACCAGAUAGAUUAGAAGGUCAUUCAUUUGUUGGUAGGUUGACAACAGAUGAGAAGCAGCAUGUUGCUGAUUUGACAAAGAGACAUGUUCCGCCUAGACACAUAUUGAUUUCCUUGCAAGAGCGAGAUUCUGAGAACGUCACUCGGAUCACGCAAAUAUACAAGCAUAAAAGUGUGAUUGAAGCGGAGAUAAGAGGUCCAAGAAGUGAGAUACAACAUUUGCUUAAGGUUAUAGAGGAGGCGAACUAUGUUUAUUGGAGUAGGAAACAGGAUGAUUGUGACGUUGUGAGAGAUAUUUUAUGGGCUCAUCCAGAUUCGGUAAAGUUGCUGAAUCUUUUUCCUACUGUCUUGAUUAUGGACGCCACUUAUAAGACCAACAAAUAUAGACAACCUCUGUUUGAAAUAGUUGACAGAGAGUUAUAUUUGGGUCUUGGAUAA